UCAUUAAUGCACACUGCAGCAGGAUACAUAGCAUAGAGCAGCUAAUAUAUUCCGAGAGAGUUAAUUAGAGUGAGUAAGCCACAGGAUCUGAGUACAUCUUUCUUUUUAGCAUGUCAAGAUCCAGUCCUUUCCGUGUUGCUUCCAAAAUCCUAACUACGGGAUGCCUGUGUAUGCCACUAUUCCAGCGAGUGCUCUCGGAUCUAUCCUGUGAAGAAAAUGAAAUGUGUGUAAAUUAUGAUGAGCGAUAUCCUGACGGCCGGUAUUUCUGGUUCUUCCUGCUGAUUUUCUUAGUGGUUCUCCUUUGUGGAGUCGUGCUUUUCUGUCUGCAGUGCUGGCUGAAAAGGUGCAGAAUCGAUCCUCCCAGGCGGACCAUGGCUGUUUUUGCUGUUGGAGACUUGGACCCCGUUUAUGGUGCAGAAACGACUGGAAGUCCAACAUCUGGAAUCUGCCAUCCUACUCAAAACACUGAACUGUGCCCUGCUUCCUGUUUUGGUGCAUUGGGUCCUCCACCGCCAUAUGAAGAAAUUCUAAAAGCAAACUGAUUUUAUCCAGAUGCAGUAGCUAUAUUUGUAUAUACAGUGAUUUUUAGGCACAACUCUUUGGCUUAGUUGAAUUUCCUGGAUACCUACUGUAGAGUCUGGAACACUUGCAAGCAGACAAAAGAGUGAAGUGGAUGGCAGGAAGAAAUACUGGCCCUCGUGGUGUUUUAGUGAGUGAGCAGUCCCUGGGGCAUUGCUUUGUUAUACUUUUAGACUAGAUAACAUUGGCAUUUUAGUUCUUAAGGAGGCAGAAAUAGGUGUGGCUCCCACUGUCUUCCACAUCAUAUUAUUUGAUGCCCUGACAUCUCCAUCCUCAUCCAGCCUCUACUAGAGAGUCAGUGUAAAAUAAAUAAUUUAACAGUGGCUCACACAUAGAUUUGGGUGUGGCUAGAGGGAGAAUAUUUGAGUUGAAUUUGAAAUGAAAGAAGAGGAAGAAAAUCCUAUUUGAAAUUGAUAGAGGAAAAUAAAUGAAAAGGAAGAGGAGAGAUCACAAGAGUCAAUACAAGAAGUUUCAUUCCCCACUGAAGCAGAGAGAAAGUGCACCUGGAAGCAGAAGAUUGCCAAAGAUAUAAACUGUAGGUAAUGAUGCUGUGCGGAGGAGAGUGGGCGAAGCAUCUCAUUGUCCUUGCAGAAUGUGAUCUCUAGAGCCCAGUCUUUCCCAGGUCCCUCAGGAUUUGCAUUUAUUGCAACAACAUAAGAAGAAAUUCUGUUUUAGAUGCUGCUUGACCAAGGCAAGUCUUAUAAAGGACAACAUUUAAUUGGGGCUGGGUUACAGUUCAGAGGUUCAGUCCGUUAUCAUGAAGGCAGGAACGUAGACACACCCAGGCAGGCAUGAUGCAGGAGCUAAGACUUCUACAUCUUCAUCUGAAGGCUACUUUCAGAAUUGGCUUCCAGGCAGCUAGGAAGCCCACACCCACAGUGACACACCUAAUCCAACAAGACCACACCUACUCCAAUAGGACCAGUCCUUCUAUUAGUGCCACUCCUUGGGCUGAGCAUAGAUUAAACCAUAACAGAUGCCUUUUUCAGCUUGAAGACUCUGACAGAAGUAGCAAUGAGAGAUUUCCAAGUAUCCCUUGGCAGUGGCAGAGUCAGGGAAAAGAAGAAAAAUUCCAUGCCAGAUUUCACACGAGGUAGUGAAUUUGCUUCAUAAAAUCAUUGACAUAUUCACUUGAUUGUCAAAUUAAUUUAACUAAAAUCUAACUAGUCUUUUCUCAAUUACUUCCUACAGCCCAGUCAAGGACUUGUGCCUUCUGUUCGUAUUACUUUGUAUAAAUAUGUUGUCUGAAAAGGUUUUUAGUUCCUACUUUCAGAAUUUCCAGACUCUGAAGGUUUCCUAUUAGCACAAUUCUAGUAUAGCACACUACUGUCAGUCUUCACUAGAGUCCAGUGAUAGAUCUAAACUGGUGUACUAGGCCUGUGUUAGUUCUCAAGUAUCCUAUUGAUAAUAUUGACAAUUCAAAGAUUUAGAAACACAUUCCAUAUUCCCACACAUGUACAGGAUCUCAUAGUAUAACCCACUUCAUCUGAGGCUAUAAUCUUCGUCUGAUGAGCCUAAGGGAUACAUCAUCACCCCUCAAUGCUCUGUUGUACAUUCUGUGGGUUUGAUGGAUUUGUUCUGGCAUCAAGCACUAUGAUCAGGAGACCUUACAGACUCACUGCCAUGAGAAUCUUCGUUCUCUUUACCCAGGUUUCUUCCUCGAUUCUAGUUCUUGGCCACCAGUGAUCUGUUUAAUGUGUCCUGUUUUGCUUUUUCAACGGAGCAUUCAUUUGAACUCAUACAGUUGUUGGCUCUUAAGCUU
Molecule: messenger RNA, 2341 nt
Organism: Mus pahari (shrew mouse)
Lineage: Eukaryota; Metazoa; Chordata; Mammalia; Rodentia; Muridae
Gene: Tmem207
Product: transmembrane protein 207
Exons: 5
Coding region: 111-542 (143 amino acids)
Source: RefSeq, a predicted model, not a curated record